CAUGAUGACACAACAUAUUCACAAAGAGAAACCCUCAUUUUCACACAGGUGCCAGCUCCACAUGAGCUCCAGUUAUGAGUAAAGAGACAGAGGAGAAAAUCGAGCUGAGGGGAAGUCACAGCAGUGUGUGUCUGAGGCCGUGAGGUCAGCUGGAAAGAUUUUCUCAGGAGGCGAGGGAGGAAGAGCAGAAGGAAUGAGGGGAGGAAGGAGUGACGCCAUUUAGCACUACCUGCUCUGUGGCAGGGCGAACAGGACAGGUGUGAAGUUAAAGAUUGGUGCUGUUGUCAUGGCGAGGCCAGGGCGUCCUGCGUCUGAGAGCUACCAGCCAGUCUGCUAUUCAGUCACUCAAUCUGCCUCUUACUCCAGUGAAGUUCUGGUUGCGAGAGCAGAGGAUGCGGAUGACCAAGCACCCAUUUUCUCCAUCUCUAAGAGCUCCAUGGAUGUGGUCAUGGCGACGGGGCCGCCGCACAAGCGGGACCCCGCCUGGACCUGCAUGGACCUGAGACGCAGCUCCAGUACCAACACACACUCUGAGCAGAACUCAGUGAUGAUGCAGCAGCUGCACCCUCGCAUGUGGCAGUGCCUCAACACCAACAACACCCACCAGAUGUCAGUUGAAGCCCAAAACGUGGACAUGCACAGCCCUCCUGCCCUCAGCGAGCGCUGGAUCACCAACAUGCAUCGCUGGAGUGCGUGUAGCAGCAGCACACACAGCCGCAGCAGCACUCCAGACACAGUUGUAUGGAAAAGCGGGACCUCGUGCCCCUCAAGUCUAACCCAGGACACCCCUUGUUCUUCCAUGUCCAAACCAACCUCUCCUCAAGCCACAUCCUCUUCCUUCAUCUCCCCCCUGACGACACCACCUUUACCCCCUGAAGACCUUUUAACUUCUUCUUCAACGCUGACCCUGAGCACACAUCAGCAGGAGGACUUACUUGUGUCCUCACCUGCACCCUCUCCACUGCCCUCACCUCUGCCGGCUCACACCUCCUCACCCUUGCCGUACAACUCCCCCGAUCUCCUCCGGCUCACCAGCGCAGAGGAUGAGGGCUUCCUGGAGAAUAACUCGCUUUCUUUUACCUUCCCCUCCCCGAUCCCAUCGUCUGUUAGCUUAGCAGGAGGAGGUGCACCAUUAGACCCUGGCUGCCUUGUUGAUGACGUGAUAGAAGACCUGCACAGUCCUGGAGGCACACAGUUAUCAGACAGCGGAGGAAUGAGAAGCCCUGUGCAGAUGUUAAACUACCUGUCGCCUAAUUCCCCAGCACAUUCACAGGAAUCAGAAAGAGGAGGCUCAGUUUGUCAUCUUCAGCUACCGGGGCGAAGCCUUCCAACAGGCCGAGACAGGAGGUCACCCCUGGUUUCUUCUUUCAGUGACUCAUUAUUGGGUGACGGCUGCAAGUGCAAGUUGAACGCCAGAGAGGGCAUCACAAAGGCUCAGGUGUUCAGGGAGGAAGGCACGAUGACUUCACAGCUGGAUCUGGUGGACGCAGCGGUGCAGACGAUCACUCCCAUCAGCUCCUUCUGGGGCCUCAAGAAGAACAUGUCCAACUCCAACAUGGGCUCCCACUCCCUAUUGGGCUCGCCUCCUGGAUCGAGACUGAACCUGAAUUUCUCAGUGGGGUCCCACUCCAAUCUGGUUUCCCCGUCCUCCAGUAUGUUCCCAGCCAGCAGCAGCGAGGAGGAGGAGGAGGAGAGGCAAGGGGACAACCCGGAGUGGGACAUUAAUUCUGCCGCCUUGCGUGAUCUGGAGAGGAAGAGGUCGUGUCUGAAGAGCCAGGGGGAGGACAAAGGCCAGAUGGAGAGGAGGAGCAGCAUGAAGCAGGUGCAGUGGGACGAGGACGGCAUGACAUGGGACAUUCAUGGCGCAUCCGUGGACCCGGAGGCGCUAACUAUGGCCAUACAGAAACAUCUGGAGCUCCAAAAUAGCCCCCGACCUCUGAGACAUAGCUCGAAGAAGAAGAGAGCACCGAAACCUCCUCUCAUAUCGAAUGUGGUGAAGGCCAUGACCCCAGAACUUCAUCCGCCUGUGAUGGUCAUUACCUCAACCUGUAUGGUGGAGGGUGAAAAGGAGGAGACAUCAGAGGUGGACAAAGGGCAGAAGGAGGUGGAGGAGGAAGGAGCAGGAAAAAAGGAGGAAACAGUCGAGGCUGUUCGUAGAAUAAGCAAAGCAGAGGGAGCCAAUGCAAAAGAAGAGAGUGAGGUGUAUGGAGAGGAAGGCACCAGACGUCCUAAAUCACCCUCGCAUGGGAGCGGACACAGCCGCAAGAGGAGUGUGAUCCGGUCGCUGAGGAGGCCUGGGUGGUGUGGAGGCUCCAAAAAGACAGAUGACUGAACCCGGAGACUACGCUAAUGGCUGUUAAUCCACAGCUGAUCAGUUUGCACUACUAAUAAACUCACAGACAGUGGGAGGAACUCUUGACAACAGCAGAUGAAACUAAAUGAAAGUGAGAGCUCCUCCCACUUUCAUUUAGUUUCAUCUGCUGUUGUCAAGACUUUCUUUUCAUCAUUUGGUAAAAAGGUGGGGCAUAAUUUCCUCUCAUGUCCCAUUGGCCCAUUCUCAGUCUCAGGAAGUCAAAUACCACCAUUUCUUCACACCCCUUGGCGUGUGAUGUCGAUGUCGAAGGCUACUUUUAGCAUCUUUGUGCAACCCUGUCUCCUAGAAAUUACUUUUUUAUGUCACCAAACUGCUUUCUUAAUUAAUCACUGACGUUUCCUUCAGGUAACGAAACACUACAUUCAUGUACCCCAUAUAUGGAUGGAUUACUGAAUAGGCCCAGUGGGCGCAGGCCCAGGGGCCCGCCUGGCCAUCUGAUGAGGAGCGUGAAGCUUGAAACGUCAACUCGUUAGUAAUCUAAUUAAAAUUUUUGGAAGCAUUGUCUACACUUACUGUCCAAGAGGAGACUCCGAAGCCCCAUCUCCACCAAACACUUUCAGUAUUGUACCUUUGGAACCAUAAGUAACCCUUCAGACAUGGUACCUAGACCCUAGUGUUUCCCCUGCAAACAGUACUCUUAAAUGUGGGCGGGGCUGUUGUCACUCACUGCUCUGUCCAGCACUCACUGUAUUUCCUUAUUACCGGUGACACAGAUGGAAGUCUGUCAUUUAUCGUGCACAGAACGGUAUGGUACGGUUCAGUUCAGUUCAGUACGCGUUUGUGCAUUUAGUCCUUCUCAGGCAAGCUCAAGGGUGUGAAAAUUUAUCAGUAUUUGACGACCUGGGAUAAGAACAGGUUGGUCCCAUACAAGCUGUCCUAACCUGUUGUUUGAGGGUUUUUAGGGUUGCAUGCAGCCUGAGAGGAAACAUACCUGCGACUCUACUCAAGGCUGAAAAAGUACUUCCACCUCUUCUGCAUGUUCUUCAGAUACAUUUUAUCUAUGUAAUUUUAUUUACAGUUAGAAAAGGGCUGGUUGUUGUAAAGAUCCAAACACUUUAUCAUUUAUAUUAAGGAUAUAUAAACAGUCCAUAUGUGUUUUAUUUUUUACUUCAUUGUGUCCCUCUUUAUUCUGCCCACUUCUGAAAACUAACCUGCAUUUCUAGUGAAGUCUUCAUGAAAGUCAAGACUUACCUGUGAAUCAAUCAAUCAGCAACCAGGAGGUAAUAUAUGUGUUCAUGUAGAUACUCAA
Molecule: messenger RNA, 3623 nt
Organism: Epinephelus lanceolatus (giant grouper)
Lineage: Eukaryota; Metazoa; Chordata; Actinopteri; Perciformes; Serranidae
Source: RefSeq, a predicted model, not a curated record